CCGAGGCUCAAGAGGAAGAGGAGGAAGUAUCGACAGGGGCAUCAAGGUGAACCAGGAGGACAGCCGCUUCACCCUUGACUACUGACGUCUUGAAGGGAUAUUAUUACGUUGAAGAUGGCCCCAAAGACUGCUUUGGUCCUGCUGGCGGAGGGGGCCGAGGAGAUGGAGGCUGUCAUCGCCAUCGACGUGCUCAGGAGGGGCGGAGUGAAGGUGACGGUGGGGGGCGUUGGUGGUGCUGGGAGCGUGCUCUGCAGCAGGGAUGUGGUAUUGCUGCCUGACAUGUCUUUGGAGGAGGCUGUAGCAAAGGGCCCCUAUGAUGCUGUAGUUUUGCCUGGGGGACUGAAGGGAGCUGAAAAUAUUGGAAAGAGUGCAACUGCAAAGGCCCUGUUAACGGAGCAAGAGAAGGCUGGUAGGGUGAUUGGUGCCAUAUGUGCAGCACCUGCUGUUAGUCUAACUAGUGUUGGUGUUGGGGAGGGCAAGAAAAUGACAUGCUAUCCUGCUCUCAAGGAUAAGCUGACCGGUUCAGGAAAAUACACUUUCGUGGAUGAAAAAGUUGUUAUUGAUGGUCAGUUUGUCACUUCCCAAGGACCAGGAACUGCCUUCGACUUUGCCCUUGCCCUUGUGGAGCAGCUUGUGAGUUCUGAGAAGAGGGCAGCCACUGCCAAGCCCAUGCUGCUUUAAGUUUAGGAGGCACUGAAGACUACUUUAAUAUUGUCCACACCAGGGAGCAUAAAACUUAAUGAAAUGUUUGCCAUGUCCAACAGAAGCUUUGAACGUAGCAUCUGUGUACUCCACCAGGCCCAUCGCAGCUUCAGGCACGGAUGCUUCCGCACCAUCCUAUGAAGAAGCAAGUUCAAACACCUGUCCAUGUAUUCCAGGUCAUUUCAAAAUACACAUCCUGGUUUAAAAAUUGAACUAACAUGAAAGACUGAGCAGAUUUAUCUUCAACAGAAACCAGAAAAAAAUUGUGAUAUUCAGUCAAGAUAAGCAUUCUGAAGUAUAUUUAUGGAACAGUACUGCACAUUAACGAGCUAAAUAUUAAAAAGUGACAAGACAUUUGAAACUUAUAUUACAUAAGAAAAUAUAAUAAGGUGAUGUAGUCCAGUAAGGGUCAUAACUACAUGAGGAAAAAUUACGGACUAUCCAGAGCUAGAAGGGCAAAACUGCUAUAUGUGUAAUUCCGCCUUCAAUAGGCCAUUACUUAUACUAUUUUACAUUACUAAGUAAAGCUGGCCAAGCAAAAAAAGCUCCCUUUUUCAUACUAAUAUAAAAAGAUAGGUAAUUUUCUUUGGACAUUUUUUUCUGAUUUGCUUUAUUUUCAGGAAGCUAAACAGUAAAAUUACCAUACUAAGCUGUCUAAUAGAGCUCAUUUGUUUAUGUACAUAUCCCAGUGUAUUUUAGGCCAUCAUCUGGUAGUCUUACCAUGCUUUUACUCUAGAUUAAGUUGUGUUUUCCUCUCUUGUAACCUGAUACAGUGCACGAUGAAAUGCUAAGUAAAAAACAUGUUGAUCAAGAGAAACCUACAAAGAUGAUGAAAGAAACACGGGAGGAAUGAGAAGGAAAGUAAGUAAAAGAGACAUGAUUUUAUGUGUCUCCUGACCAUAGAUAGUAGGACAACAUGUGAGUUUUCCGUGUUUAGGUACUUAUUGUAUUUACAUUGAUACUUAAGAAGGUCGCCUUGUUGAAGGUUCUGGAGGUUCAACAGACCAUAAUUAUACUCAAAGCACUUACUCCAUCAAUCUUGUGACUGACAUCAUGUGUAUGAUGUUGAGAUUGUAAGUGAGGAAAGACAGAGCAGAAGAAAAGAGAGUAGCUUACUGGAUGCUGCAACACUAAAUAAAGGUUACUAAAAUGCAUACAA
Messenger RNA from Eriocheir sinensis (Chinese mitten crab), 1861 nucleotides. Its product is annotated as Parkinson disease protein 7-like. The transcript is spliced from 6 exons. Gene Ontology annotation, biological process: protein deglycation, glyoxal removal; guanine deglycation, glyoxal removal. Bases 115 to 681 code for a protein of 188 amino acids. The record is from RefSeq and is a predicted model, not a curated record. Gene Ontology annotation, cellular component: nucleus; cytosol. NCBI's taxonomy places the organism in Eukaryota, Metazoa, Arthropoda, Malacostraca, Decapoda, Varunidae. Gene Ontology annotation, molecular function: protein deglycase activity.